AUGGUUGAUAAUCCACUGCCACCAGAAAGAUUGUUGGGUGACUACGGAGGUGCAAAUGCAUCAACCGAUAGAUUAACUAUUGUCAACCAACCAGUGAACAUGGCUAAUUUCCAGUUAAACCCGAUGGAGGAAAUCAAAUUUUUGAAGCAGAAUAAUUCGUAUUCCAACACGUAUAAUCUGGGUUGGAAGAACAAUCCCAACUUCUCAUGGAAAGACCAGAAAGGAACCACUCCUCAACACGGUCAAUACCAAACUCAAUAUCAACAACUGCAGCAACAACAAGCCCCUAAGAAAGCUGAUUGGGAGAUUGCCAUUGAAAGAAUGGCAGCUCAUAAUGUUCAAUUCCAAGAAGAAACCUGUAAUAAUCAGAAAAAUAGCACAUCAUCCAUAAAAAAUCUUGAAGUCCAAAUGGGUCAAAUCACUCAGCAAUUAGCCUCGAGCUCUCAAGCACAAGGUGCUCUACCUAGUGCAACUGUGACAAAUCCUAGAGAGCCUAAUAAUAUCAAAGAAAAUGAAGUUGUGGGGGAAGAAGUGGUAGCACAAAAACCAGUAGUGAAAGGAACAGCCAUUGAGCCUAAGUCGGUUGUUAAGCUUCCCUUUCCCCCCAGAAACAAGAAAAAGGGACAAUAUAAGAAAAACUUUGAAAAGUUCCUCGAGUUGUUCAAGAAGCUAGAGAUUAACAUUCCGUUGUUGGAGGCACUUGAACAAAUUCCUAAUUAUGCUAAGUUCAUGAAGGACAUCAUUUCUAAGAGGCGUACCGCCGACACCAACUCGAUUAUUCUAACCGAAACUUGUAGUGCUAUUUUGCAGGGUAUGAAGAUUCCAAUAAAGAAGAAAUAUCGAGGAGUUGUCACUAUCCCUUGUACUAUUGGAGAUAGGUCAUUCAACAAAGCUCUUAUUGAUCUAGGAGCUAGUGUGAGUCUCAUUCCGUUAUCCAUUUACAAUAAUCUUGGUAUAGGGUAUAUGCAAGAUACCAGGAUGACACUCAAAUUCGCCGAUCAUUCGGUCAAGAAACCGUAUGAAAUGCCGGAAGAUGAAGAGAUCCCUUUCAUUCUUGGGAGACCCUUUUUAGAGUCGGGAAGGUGCUUGAUCAACAUAGAAGAAGGGACCAUGACGUUGAAGGUUUAUGAUGAGGAAUUGAAGAUCGAUGUUCGAAACACCAUGAGGUACAAGGAUGAUAUUUGUACCAGUCAUACUAUAGAGGUUAUGGAUCAGGUGAUGAUGUAUGAUAGUCCUUUGAAUGCACCACAGUCACCCUUGGAAAGAGUGUUGAGUUUGUCCAUUUUCGAUAGUGAUAAAGAAGUGCACAACGGGGAAUCCGAAGUGCUAGCCUUGUUGGACGUAUAA
Messenger RNA from Lathyrus oleraceus (garden pea), 1347 nucleotides. RefSeq lists its product as uncharacterized. Bases 1 to 1347 code for a protein of 448 amino acids. The record is from RefSeq and is a predicted model, not a curated record. The transcript has 4 exons. Lineage: Eukaryota; Viridiplantae; Streptophyta; Magnoliopsida; Fabales; Fabaceae.